This is a messenger RNA of Aureobasidium vineae, 768 nucleotides long. The record is from the annotation of a GenBank genome assembly. NCBI's taxonomy places the organism in Eukaryota, Fungi, Ascomycota, Dothideomycetes, Dothideales, Saccotheciaceae.
AUGGCUCAAACGGAAGGUUCGUCGCUCACCAUCCUCAGCCUCGCUGAACCACUACUUUCCGCCCACGACAGCGCCGACCGCCUCACCAAAUCAACCCUGAACGCAGAGCUCGAGCACUACAAGGAUCUCUUUUCCAAACUGCGCUUUUCAUAUGUCGAACAAGUCACAAAAGAAGGCUUCCUCAAGGCAAUCGUCGCCGAUCCUCCUCAGCUAGUCGAUGCUGCUGAGAAUGCCCGUCUGGAACAUGACCUAGCUCAAGCGAAGGCUGCUCUCAAGGCCAAGAAGGAACACACCAACCAGAAAGUCCAGGAGCUGCAAGAAUUAGGAAGCCGUUUAGCACAAUUCCANGCUCACGAAUUGAUCCAAUUGCAAACCACCCAACUGCACGCCCUACCUGCCGACAUUCACAAUCUCGAACUCACCAUCGCAAACCUCAAAGCUGCCCAGGAAGCGCCCUCGUCCUUGCCUAUGCUCAACCUUCCUCUACACGCUACAAAUGAACUGCUGUCAGAAAAGGAAUCAGACCUUGCUCGACUCGAUCGCGAAAUUGCACAAUUGCAAUCUACCCUGCCCGACAAGAAAUGUCAUGUCGCGGCCCUAAAGGCCGACCUGGAGCCCAUUGAAUCUCGCAAACGCUCUGCCAUCACCGAUGCCCAAGAGGCCCAGAAGAGACGGGGACAGCACUCGCUUGCUCAGGACCUUGACGAGAGGNNGGGAAAGUGGCUCAAGUCUGUCGACUCUGGCCUUCGUAUCAUGCUUCAGAUCUAA